This is a messenger RNA of Fundulus heteroclitus (mummichog), 2164 nucleotides long. RefSeq names its product WD repeat-containing protein 46. Bases 45 to 1847 code for a protein of 600 amino acids. Gene Ontology annotation, molecular function: protein binding. Gene Ontology annotation, biological process: maturation of SSU-rRNA from tricistronic rRNA transcript (SSU-rRNA, 5.8S rRNA, LSU-rRNA). The transcript has 14 exons. Gene Ontology annotation, cellular component: nucleolus; small-subunit processome; 90S preribosome. NCBI's taxonomy places the organism in Eukaryota, Metazoa, Chordata, Actinopteri, Cyprinodontiformes, Fundulidae. The record is from RefSeq and is a predicted model, not a curated record.
GAGGAAGUGACGCGACAGGACGUUUGAAAAAGUACACAACCAAGAUGGCGUCUCCCGGCGAGGCAGACGUGAAUGCUUCACACGUGGAGGGAAAGGGAAAGAAAAAGCCUCCAGCUCGUUACUGGCAGGAGCUUCCAGACAAAGAGAAAGGCGAAAACAAAGAUGAAGGACAAGUUGAGCAGCAGCAGGAGGAGAAGAAGAAGAAGGAGCAGCAGCAGACACAGAAAGCGAAGAAAAGAAAGCGAGAUGAGCGGCCGAGGGAUGGAAAGAGAGUCAUAUCGGGGAAAUCCGACCCUUUCCCCGGGCCCGUGCCUGUCCCGCAAGACAGAAUGCAAAAAUUCAAGAGGAACGACAAUAUUCGCAAGACCCAUCGGAAGCAUUACAAGCUGAAGGAAAUCAUCACUCGCUCAGCGGACGCUUCAGACAUGGCCCAGAAACAAGCCGCUCGGUUUGACAUCCUACUGCCAGAGGACGCGGGCUUUUUAGAAGGGGAUGAAGAUGAGGACACGUGUACGAUCUCACAGGAGGAUAUUGCGGAUGCCGUGGACAUUACAUCUGGAGCAAAGUAUUUUAAUCUGAAACUAUGUCAGUUUGGUCCAUAUCGUCUGGAUUACAGCAGGACUGGACGCCAUUUGCUGCUGGGUGGGAGGAGAGGCCAUGUGGCCUGUUUAGACUGGCAGUCCAAGCAGCUCAUGUGUGAGAUCAAUGUCAUGGAGUCUGUCAACGAUGUAAAGUGGCUCCACACCGAACACAUGUAUGCCGUGGCUCAGAAGAAGUGGCUCUACAUCUACGACUCCAACGGAAUAGAGUUGCACUGCAUUCGCAAGUUCAACGACGUCCUGCGAAUGCAGUUCCUCCCGUAUCACUUUCUCCUGGCCACAGCGAGUGCAACGGGCUUCCUGCAGUACCUGGACGUGUCUGUUGGGAAGGAGGUGGCAGCCAUCUGCACCAAGACCGGCCGGCUUGACGUGAUGUGCCAGAACCCUCACAAUGCCGUCGUCCACCUCGGCCACACCAACGGCACUGUCACGCUUUGGUCGCCCAAUCAGAAAGACGCCCUCGUAAAAAUGCUCUGUCACCAAGGUGGCGUUCGCUCGGUCGCUGUGGACAAGACUGGCACAUACAUGAUCACAUCUGGAAUGGAUAAAAAAAUGAAAGUCUUUGACGUCAGAGCUUUCAAACCCCUCAGAUCCUACUUCCUUCCUGCUGGAGCUUCAUGUUUGUCUCUGAGUCAGAGAGGACUGCUAUCUGCAGCCACAGGGGACGUUGUUCAGGUGUACAGGGAUGUGUGGAGCACGCCAGUCACUAAACCCUACAUGGCUCACCGAGUCCGGGGAUCGGUUUGGGGGCUGCACUUUUGUCCCUUUGAGGACGUCCUCGGAGUUGGGCACGGAGAGGGUUUCACCAGCAUGCUUGUACCAGGGGCUGGUGAGCCUAACUUCGAUGGCCUGGAUGCAAAUCCAUACCGCAGUGCAAAACAGAGGCAGGAGUGGGAGGUCAAGGCUUUGCUGGAGAAGAUUCAGCCAGAGCUCAUUACUCUGGACCCCACAGAGCUGGGUCAGAUUGAUCAAACUACCUUUGAGCAGAAGCAUCAAGUCAGAGUCGACGCUCUGGGCUUUGAUCCACUUGCCAAAGAGAAAUUUGUUCCAAAGUUUAAGAAAAAAGGUCGCAGUUCUGCUGGUGGUGUUGAAAGGCGCAAGAAGCAAGUGGCCCAUGAGGACCAGAGGGACGUUAUUAGGAAAACUGUGGAGGACAGAAGGAAAAUGGAGGAAGAGCGAAAGAAGAUGGAGGAGAAGAAAGGAGCUCUGUCCAGCAAAAAAUCUGCUCUGGAAAGGUUCAGAAAGUAGAAAAGGACUCUUUGUGCAACUCAAAAUGCAAUGACAUUCUGUGGGAGCAAUCUUUGACCUUCACAAUGGAAACUCCUUUUUUUUUUUGGUCUGCCGGGGCAACAUCAACAGCAGAGAUUCUUGUUCUGCGCAGCUUUGGGCUGGAAUCUGAUGGGAAACAGUCCAUGAAAUCGAUGUUGAGUGCACCGGUUGGUCCGGUCUACUUAUUGACUGUCGCCUAAAGCAGGUGCUGUUUAUGAUCAUUGGAUGGACCAUAGCUGGCAUUGGUUGUCACCUAGAUUUUUCUUUUUGUACUAAAAAAAAUUUCCAUACAUGUU